AUUGGAUAUUUUUUGUUUCAACGAGCUCACACUACUAAUUUCAAUAUGAGUGACAAUCAUUAUCAUUGUCAAUAUACUGAUGACACAGACAGUAACCAUAAGACAAAAUCUUCUUCUUCAUCUGCAAAGCGAAAGUCAAUCCGGUCAAAUAAGAAGAAGUCGCUAACGGAUGAUACACACAGUGACCAUAAGACAAAAUCUUCUUCUUUAUCUUCAUCUGUCAACUGCCAAGCAAAAGUCAAUCUGGCCAAAUAAGAACAAACCGCUAACGGAUGAUACACAGAGUGACCAUAAGAAACAAUCAAGACUUAGCGGAACCUAGUAAAACAAUGGCAGGACGCGGUAGAGGAAAGCCUGCUAUGUCCUUUUCCAUGGAUCAGUUGGGCGCUUCUAAAGGAGAGUCGUUACCAGCUCCAGUUCUGCAACCAUCGCCAUGUUACCCCCCGUUGGAGCGGAAGCCUCCACCUAUCGAGAUGACCGCAGAAAUGAGCUACCUGGUGGAGCUCAAGAGGGAUUUCACGGAAUAUAUGCGUGAGUCCCCAAAUUAUGUGACACUUGCCGUAAAAAACGAAGACAUCGAGCGGUAUUGUGAGGAUUUCGAGGAGGCUAACGAUGAUACGGCCUACGAGGCCUAUCAUGACUGGGAUUUAAUGCCAGCUGAAUUGAGAACGUCGAAAAAACCAAAAAUCCCCAACCCGAACGUGGGAUCUAGCAGGAAGAAGAAGGAGGUGGAUAUUGCGAAGAAACUGGCGGAAUUGGAGAAAAAAGAAAGCACGCAGCAAACUGCGGAAGAAGAGGAAAAAGAGGAAAAGGAUGAGGAGAACGACGAAGAAAAGGAGACGGAAGAGCGUGUAAAGGAAGAAGAAGAAGACGAGAUGGACGAUGGGACUGACUACGUGCUUGAAUACUUCGAGAAUGGCGACAAUUACUAUAGCGAAGAUGACAAUGAUGACGAUCAAUGUUUCGACGGAUAAACCUUGCGUAGGAUAUGUUGGAAAAUUUUUUUUAUAUCUCUUGGUAUUGGCGAUCUGUUUUCAGGACUCUAACGAGCUGCAAAUCAUGUAAAUAUAAAUCUCAUAUGUGUUUUUAUUAUUUUAUUUAAUAAAAUCGGAUUGUUGUGUGUCAUCUAAAAUUUUGCAUGAAAUUUCUAUUCGGAGAAAACCCUGAAUAGCCGCGAGUUAAACUGAACAAAAAUCGCGUGGCUCAUUAAAUAUAAAUACAGAUUGAAUAAGUGGCA
This is a messenger RNA of Wasmannia auropunctata (little fire ant), 1237 nucleotides long. RefSeq names its product DNA-directed RNA polymerase III subunit RPC7-like (gene Polr3G). Bases 273 to 974 code for a protein of 233 amino acids. NCBI's taxonomy places the organism in Eukaryota, Metazoa, Arthropoda, Insecta, Hymenoptera, Formicidae. The record is from RefSeq and is a predicted model, not a curated record. The transcript has 2 exons. Gene Ontology annotation, cellular component: RNA polymerase III complex. Gene Ontology annotation, biological process: transcription by RNA polymerase III.